UUUAACUAUAAUUAACUUCCCCUGCUGUUCGUGAUCGUGCAUUCGCAGGCCGCGUUACUUCUCUACGGUUGCUAUGGUUACUUCAUCGAUCUGUUGCAAACACCUGUACCUGUCAGGUUGAAUUUCGGCUGACAAUACAGCAUCCGUUACAGGCUGUGUAAAUACUCGUAUUGCCGGUUUACUCGCUAUACACAGCUCCUAUGCCACUGUUUAUAUGCUCCAGCGUACUCAUCAAAACAUCACCAACAUUUAGCGAAACAACGUAACUAAUCGAUAGUUUUCUUUAUCUUUCGUUUCGUUCAUUAACUCCACUGAUUGGUAGCUUUACAGGGUACAGUGCUGUGCGGCUUUUAACAUCACUAACACCGGGAAAACUUGUCUUCGUCUUUCGUUGAAAUCCAUUUAUCAUCUGUUUUCUCUUCACAAUCUUCUUCGACCGUUCGUUUGUAGCCGGUUCACCUCGAUGGAAUCGUAACAAGUGUGUCUACCAAUACCAUCAUGCACCGUGAAUGAUGUACGGAGAAGAUGACAAACGAGAUCGUCGACGAUCUUUACAAUUAGAAGCUUUUCGAUCGUCUUCACAGUCGUACUGCUAGUUCGCGGAGUGCUCAAAAAAUGAGAUGGGUUUGCUUGUUUUUGGUGACCGUUUUUGGUGUGCUUGCUUGUUUGCCAACUGGGAACGGAGCAAAAAUUUUACUUGUUUCGUCUUUUCCCGGCAUGAGCCAUUGGCUUAUGUUCGAGCACAUCGUACAAGAGCUGCUGAGGCGAGGUCACGAACUGACAGCCAUCACCAGCUAUCGGUUGCGAUCGGAGGGUAUCAAUCAUACGGCGCGAUAUCACGAGAUUCUUAUUGAUCCAGUGUACGACUUCGAAGCCAACGGGUUACCGAUGGAGGUGUUCUACAAGUCACAAUCGUUCGGUGAUCCAUUCUUCAAGAUGUCGAUUCUAUGGAAGCUGGGACUGGAGACGGCGGAACAUGCGUUUGAAAGUGCAAACGUGAAGAAGUUUUUAACAACCGAAGGACUUGCAUUUGAUCUUCUUAUUGCCGAGCAGUUUGUACAGGAAAGUUUCCUAAUGUUUGCCCACAAGUACCAAGUCCCGAUUGUCACUAUCAAUACUCUUGGACAUGCAGACUAUAUAGAUUGUGCGUUUGGGCUGAUAACUCCGUGGUCGUUUGUACCACACUUUAUGCUGCAGUACGACGAUCAAAUGUCCAUUACGGAGAGGGCCUACAAUGUGUUCCUAUCGGUGUGGGGUGCAUUUAACCGAAAGUUCCAUUAUCUACCGGAACAAACAAAGCUAGCAUUAAAGCAUUUUGGAUCGACCGCAGUGUUACCGUCCUUGGAGGAUCUCGAGAGAAACGUCAGUGUGGUGCUUGUGAACAACCACAUCAUCUCCUCGCGUCCCAGACCACGUAUCAACGGAAUGGUCGAUAUUGCCGGCGUUCACAUCCGGAAACCAAAACCACUUCCUUCCGUUGUACAGAAUUUCUUAGAUUCAUCGCGUAAUGGCGUCAUCUACAUCAACUUCGGCACAUUCCUAAGAAGCUCAGGAAUGCCACCAGAAACUCUUGAAGUCUUUUUGGACCUAUUCCGUACUCUGCCACUGUACAACUUCCUGUGGAAAUGGGAAGCGGACACUAUCCCGAAUUUACCCUCGAACGUGCUACUGCAGCGAUGGCUUCCACAAAAUGACGUCCUGGCGCAUCCGAACGUUAAGCUGUUUGUAUCACACGGCGGUAUUUUCGGUACACAAGAGUCCAUCUACUGGGCUCGUCCGAUCUUGUUCGUACCGUUCUAUGGCGAUCAGCAUGGUAAUGCACUAAAAUUUGAACGUGCCGGCAUUGGGCUGACGCUUCAGAUUAUCAACGUUACGGUGGAAGACUUCCGGUCGAAGAUUGAACGGAUUGUACAGGGCGAAGAGUUCCAGCGAGCCGUCAACCAAUUAUCGGCCAUAUUUCGUGAUAAUCCAACGGAUCCGCUCGAGGAGGCAGCAUUCUGGAUCGAGUACGUAGUACGACACCGAGGAGCAGCGCAUCUGAAGUCGGCUGCUGUGCAUAUGCCCUGGUAUCGGUAUCUGCUGCUAGACAUCUUGUCAUUGACCUUGCUGAUGGUUGUGGGUGUGGUCUGGUCGGUGAAGGCGCUGCUAAAGCGUGGUAUGGAGCUGAUAAAACCACACCGUGCAAUCAAAGUCAAAGUCAAGAGUGCCCCAAAACACAGAAAAAUCUUCCCAAAAAUUCUCCUUCCCUCUCACGACACGGGAGACGGCUGCCUCCCCAUCAAGUAUCCCACCCCGAAAGUGUUAACCUUCCGAGCUGUGGCAAACGAUCAUCAUCAGUGGACACGUGAAGUGAGCUUUUGUCUCUCGUUGUACGCGAUCAGUUUACGUUCGAAGCGUGUGUACGUUGCCAGGUGUACUAGGGACUCUAGGGAGGUGAAAUACGUACUCAAAUCGAAAAUGCAUUUGCGAGUACUGUCCUACAUCGUCGGUUGUGUAUUUGCAUUUACCGCCCUCUGUCCGCGUGCCGAAUGUGGUAAGAUACUGUUCCUGGUACCGUUCCCAGCACCAUCCCACUGGCUAUGGAUAGAACAUUUCGUAAAGGAACUGCUUUCCCGAGGGCACGAAGUAACGGCCAUCACUAACUUCGCCAUGAAGGACCCGCAUCGAAACUACACCGAAGUACUGAUCGAUCCUCCUUAUGACAUACCGUACUACUUUCCCGUGUCGGACAUUUACGAAUCGAAGUAUAACAGUGAUUUGAGCAACCUGUUUCUUUACUGGCGCGUAGGCCUAUCGACGACACAGUACGCACUGGAAGAUGAAAAUGUACAGCAGUUUAUCGAGCAGGAUGAUACCGACUUUGACGUGAUCAUCUCGGAGCAGUUCUACCAAGAGGCAUUCCUAAUGUUUGCCCACAAAUAUCGGGCACCGAUUGUGACACUCUGUACACUGGGUCACGCUAAUCAUAUCGAUCAAGCCAUGGGGCUUGUUACGCCAUGGUCAUUUGUACCGCAUCCGGUACUACUGCUGUCUGACGAUAUGACAUUCUCCCAGCGGUGUUACAACUUCUGGAUCUCCCUUGUUGAUCUGAUCAUACGUCAAUUCUAUUACAUCCCGCAGCAGAAUAAACUGGCCCAGAUACAUUUUGCACGGAUUGAAGGUCCGGAGCUGAUGCCUUCGAUUCAAGAUUUGGAAAAAUCCAUCUCCGUCAUAUUGGUAAACAGUCACCUGUCGACGUCUGCCCCACGUCCCACCAUUCCGGGUCUGGUGAAUGUGGCCGGGGCACACAUUAAGCCUGCUAAAGAGCUACCCGAGGACAUCAGGAAAUUUCUCGACGGUGCUAAGGAGGGCGUCAUAUUCUUCAGCCUCGGUUCGUACAUGAAGAGUGCGGACAUGCCGAAAGAUAAAAUGAAAGCAUUUCUGGAGGUGUUCCGCAAUCUGAAGCAGCGAGUGUUGUGGAAGUACGAAAACGAAGACAUUGCACGGUUGCCGAAAAACGUAAUGGUACGCAAAUGGUUACCGCAGAGUGACAUUCUCGCCCAUCCGAAGGUAGUGCUGUUCAUUACGCACGGUGGCAUGUUUGGCAGCCAGGAAGGUAUCUAUCGUGGUGUCCCGAUGCUCUACAUACCGUUCUACGGUGAUCAGCAUCGUAAUGCGCUGAAGGCGGAACAGGCCGGUUAUGCCUUAACGUUAAACUUUCCGGAGGUUAACGUCAUAACGCUCGGGUCACGCAUCAACGAGCUGCUCACGAAUCCAACGUUCAUGAAGCAGGCUAAGCGUGCGUCGGAUCUGUUCCGGGACAAUGUGGUACCGCCGAUGCAGGAAGCGAUGCACUGGAUCGAGUACGUGAUAAGGCACAAGGGUGCGAAGCAUCUGAAAACCAAUGCCAUCGAACUAUCCUGGGUGCAGUACCUGAUGCUUGAUGUGGUUGGUUUCGUUACACUAGGGUUCCUACUGCUGGCGGCCAUAUUUUACAAAGUGCUUGGCCUUUUCCUUACGCCACCAAAGCCGAAAACAAAACCAAAGACUCGUGACGCAAUGCUCGGGAUGAGAAAACCCAAAUUUAACUAAAGCUGCAUAUUUUUUACUCGAAAUAAAUGUUACCGCUACUGUAUACACACUGGAA
This is a messenger RNA of Anopheles funestus (African malaria mosquito), 4126 nucleotides long. RefSeq lists its product as uncharacterized. The transcript is spliced from 9 exons. Gene Ontology annotation, molecular function: UDP-glycosyltransferase activity. NCBI's taxonomy places the organism in Eukaryota, Metazoa, Arthropoda, Insecta, Diptera, Culicidae. The record is from RefSeq and is a predicted model, not a curated record. Bases 616 to 4071 code for a protein of 1151 amino acids.